CUGACAUUUUUUCUUUUUCCUAGGUCCAAAUAACUACGACGGAAAGUUGUAUGACGAUUCGUUCUCCAAACCAACCCACCCUUUUACCGCUACCAACAACAAUGCUGCCAAGCUGAACACCGCGUUUUACCACAGAUGGUCAAAGGUCUCACAGACCGGAACCGGAAGUCUUAAAGCUCGCCACAGAGGAUUCUCUGACAACACAGUUUUCAUGGCACAAACAUCACAGCCGUCGGUAGCAGGGAUGAAGGUUGAGGAUUGCAACUUUGUUGGAGGGAAAAAAGUAUGUAAAAGUUAUGAACAGCGCUGGUCAUACGCCAUUCCGCUUUUCGUGACCUACCUUAACCCACUGGCUAAUUGGAAUCCAUAUGGACUGACCAUGCACAUGAAGAGUUAUGAUGACAAAACAGUAUACGACAAAGGGCGAACAGGCAGGUUUACAAACUCCACAGCCUACAACGGGAUCAGCGAAUACGUUUACUACAGUACGCCUAGUGAAUUUUUCGGAAGCUCUAAGUAUGGCGACGCAAAACCAAAGGGCGUCCUCGAUCCGAAGGGAGUUAUCCGCAGCGUGAGUAAAGGCGGAAUAAGAAUGAAGUUGCCAAACAUUCCCGGGGUAGGCACUCUCCGUCAAACCUAUCCCAUUUUUCCCAUCCAUGGAGAGGGCAGCACUGCAUGGAAGGAAUACGAGGCUCUGGCUGACCUCGUUUUGAAGAGGAAAACACAUGCGAAUAUGUUAAUUGAACCAAUAUCGUAUUAAUUCUACAUACACAAUAUUGUGCCAAUUUAACUAAAAGCUCUGAUUUGUAAUUUGUGCAAUAUUUCUGGGUAAAAAUAAAAUCGACAGCAUGCAAGAUUUUGUUAAUUUUCU
Molecule: messenger RNA, 871 nt
Organism: Lingula anatina
Lineage: Eukaryota; Metazoa; Brachiopoda; Lingulata; Lingulida; Lingulidae
Source: RefSeq, a predicted model, not a curated record